Molecule: messenger RNA, 5898 nt
Organism: Trichophyton benhamiae CBS 112371
Lineage: Eukaryota; Fungi; Ascomycota; Eurotiomycetes; Onygenales; Arthrodermataceae
Product: PHD finger and BAH domain protein (Snt2), putative
Exons: 3
Coding region: 1-5898 (1965 amino acids)
Biological process (GO): histone catabolic process
Cellular component (GO): Lid2 complex
Molecular function (GO): ubiquitin-protein transferase activity; chromatin binding
Source: RefSeq, a predicted model, not a curated record
AUGGGCCAUCCCAUCUGCCCCCCGAACCCCCCCCAAGACCCAGCGAAAAUCCGCCUUAAGUUUAGUUUAGGCCCAGACAAGACACAAGACACACCAAAAGAAUCUCGCUCUCUCUUCCUCCUCCUCCUCCUGCUCUCUGCAUCUACUGUUCUACUGUUCUUCUCUUCUCCUGCUUUGCUACACCUCUACCUCCUCCUCUCCCCUGCGUGCUUGCUCUGCCUGUCUGCGUCUCCUGCCCACGGAAAUCCCAUGGCGGCUGCUGCUGCCCAGCACCGCGGACGAGAUCGAGAUACCAGCACCACCACCACCACCACAACCACAACCACAACCACGGCUCCUCCUGCUACUUCUUCUACUUCUACUACUUAUUCUUCUUCUUCUUCUUCUGCUGCUGCUGCUGCGAACACUACAGCCAUGGCCGCAGCUGCAGCGGACAGGUCCAAGGACAGGGACAGAGGAGACGUGGGCGAGGCCGUUUCUUCAGAGACCGCGUCCAGUGCCACCACACCUGCUCCCGCUCCCGCUCCCUACAGCACUCGCUCGCGAAACAGGCCCCGUAUCAACUAUGCCGAAGACACAGAGCUGGAUGCUGAGCUCGAGCGGCCGCUGGCCCCGGUCUCUGCUUCUGCGGCGGCCGGCGCUGGUGCUGGUGCUACUUCCAACUCCACGGCCAAAGGCACCCCGGGCCGCAAGCCAAAGGACAGGGACGCCGCGGCCCAGACGACUUCUUCCUCUUCCAGCAACACACGUAUCGCCUCGCCAGCCUCCAACAGCGAGAGACCGCCCGGCAUGAGCACGCGCAGAGCUGCCGCCGCCGCAGCUAGCAAUGGGACUGCCGCAGCCAGAGACAAAAACUCCGAUAGCCAUGGCCAUGCGGCCUCCGCCAGCACGGCCAGCACCACUACCACCACCACUACCACCGCCUCUACUUCGGCCAUUCCUGGCACAUCGACUUUCUCCGCAAACCCAAACACCGUUGUCGUCUCGUCGAAGAAGCGGAAGCAGCCCGGAUCCAGCACCACUGUGCAGAAUGUCGUCCCGGCCAAUGGGGGUGGACACCCCAACAAGCGCUUCAUUGCCGCUGGUUCGCGCAAUUCAGAAGAGGCCGUCACCACUUCUAUGAUGACCUUUCGCUCCUCUCGAGCCAUGCUCAGAAACGGCAAGCUAAAGGCAGACGAUGGCACCCUCCUCGCCCCAAAUGGUAACGUCUAUUACGCUUUUUUUUUUUUUUUUUUUUUUUUUUUUUUUUUUUUUUUUUUUUUUUUUUCCCGCAUUUAUAUAUAUAUAUAUAUAUUAUCUUUUCAUGCAUGUACUAACACAGACAUAGACCACGUAUAUUUGAUAUGUGAGCCCCCAGGAGAGCCGUACUACCUCGCGCGGAUCAUGGAGUUUCUCCCGUCAAAGGACAACCCAUCAGGCCCCAUUGAGAGUGUCCGCGUAAACUGGUACUACCGGCCGCGUGACAUCCAGCGCAAGACCAACGACCUCCGAGUCGUCUUUGCCUCCAUGCACUCAGACGCCUGUCCACUCACGUCGCUACGCGGCAAAUGUACCAUCAAGCACCGCACCGAAAUCGCAAACUGGGACCAGUACAUGAAGGCAAAGGACUGCUUCUGGUUCGAGCGCAUGUACGACCGCUACAUCCACCGGUACUAUGAUGUUAUUCCCACCAGCCAUGUCAUCAACGUGCCCCAGCAUGUCAAGCAGGUUCUCGACGAGCGAUGGAAGUACGUCUUGGUCGAGAUUGGCCGCAGAAAGGAGCUUACCAGUGCCGUCAAGACAUGCAAAAAGUGCCAACAAUACGCUGCAAACAGAGCCCAGGAAAAGAAGCUCGAGGCUAGGAACACGCCCAUGGUGGGCGAGUCGCGCACAAACAACGACACAGAGCCCGAGUUAGUCGAAGAGGAAGAAGAGGAGCAGCCUUCUGCCGAUGCAGACACAGCAGCUGCGACCCAGCGGAGUAGCCCGGCAAAUGAGCAGCAACAGCAGCAGCAACAACAACAACAACAACAACAUGCGCUCAAACCGGCGACAGCAGAGCAGAUCUCCCAGGCCAAACUAUGGCAGUUUCGCUAUCUGGGCAUCCAUUGCCGCGUGGAGGAUGCGCUUGACUACGACGAUCGCAUUUACCCGCGUGCCAGUUCCCGGUUGGGCAGCCGACAUCAGGCCAACGUCGUGCCUUGGUAUGGCCACCCGGUCGAGUACUUCAAACCCGCGGAGACAAAGAGAAAGUACGUCCGGUCGGGGCCCAAGAAGGAGGUCAAGUUGUCCAAGGAAGCCCUGGCCGCACAGGAGGCAGAUCGUGCCGAGCGGGCGUCGCGCCCAAAGUGGGUACAGGAGGUGCCCCCUGGUUAUAUCGCCCGUGGCGAGGACGAGCCCAUCACCGUGGACGGGAAGAAGUUUCAUACAGCCGAACUCCAGUUUAAGAUGCCAGAUCCUUCACAGCUGUCAUCCGCCAGGGGAGAAGAUGAUGCGCCAGGCUCACAUCUCUCCGUCGAAGAGAGGGAAAAAUUCAUCGACGAAUAUAUGGACAAGGCCAAGGAAGUGGCCACUUCUAAAGGGAUCCCGGACUACUCCACAAACUACCUCGACAAAGCCCUGGCACUGCUGUACGAAGAGAACUUUAAUGUCGAGCCUGCUCUUGCCCGGCUCAAGGCACUGCAUAGAUACAACGACCUGAAGGAGCCAUACCUCAAACCCGAAGAGGUAAAGCUGUUCGAGGCUGGAGUAGCCAAGUACGGCUCUGAGCUGCGGAGUAUCACCAAACAUGUCGGCACCGUCAAGCACCGUCACAUCGUGCGGUUCUACUACAUGUGGAAGAAGACCCCCAAGGGACGCCAGAUCUGGGGCAACUACGAGGACAGAAAGGGUAAGAAACUGGCCAAGAAGGCUGACAGUGCUGCAAAGCUGCUAGACGAUGUUGCCGACGACUAUGACGACUCUGCAUUCGACAAUGACAAGGCCAUGGAGAAACGCAGGGGAUUCACUUGUAAAUUCUGCAAUACCCGCUCUUCUAAGCGCUGGAGACGAGCUCCCGCCGUCCCACCUGGCUUUACCGUGCCGGCCGAACAGUCCGGGAAGCGCGAAAAGGGCAACCGGCUGACCGUCUCCCUCUGUCAGCGUUGCGCCGUUCUUUGGCGAAAGUAUGGAAUUCAUUGGGAAGACCCUGAUGAGAUCGCGAAGCGCAUCUCGCAGGGUGGGAAUAAGUCGUGGCGUCGAAAGUAUGAUGAGGGAUUAUUGUCUCAGCUCCUUACCACCUCCGAGUCGGAUGUGAGGAUCAACCAAACCACCGCCACUAUAGCAGCUUCGAUCGGAGUACACGUUACUACAGAAGUGGUCAAGGAAGCCGCAAGCAAUCCACCCGAACCCCAACAACAACAAAACCAACAUCAUCAACAUCAGCAGCCAGCCAAGAAGAAGACCAAGACAGCUGAUAAAGAUGCAAACGCUGCCAACGCCGUCAUGGCUGAUGCCCCUCCGCCUGCUCCUCCGCCGCCCCAACAGCAGCAGCAGCAGCAAACGUCAUCCAGGAAGAGGGCAGCUGAGAAGGCUGUGCAGGAAGCUCCUCCGCCACUGGCACCGGAACCGCCUCGACCCAAAGUCCUGCCCUGUGCUGUAUGCAAAAAGAUGGAUCCCAUGGGCGACCAGCACCUAUCCUGCCGAGACUGCCGCCUCACAGUCCACAGGGACUGCUAUGGAAUCGAUGCUUCCCGCCCUGCAACAAAAUGGAUAUGCGACAUGUGCGCCAAUGACCGGAACCCGACUGUUUCCACAUCAUACGAAUGCGUUCUCUGUCCCGUCACCGAGACGGAGCACGAACUCAUGGAACCGCCCAAAACAACUCACAAGAAAAAAUCCGAACGAGAACGUGAAAAGGAGCGCCUGGAGCGCGAGAUGGUCAACGAAGCGAUCAAGCUCUAUCGCCAACGUCAAGAAGCAGCAGGCAAACCAGUGGGACCCCGAGAACCUCUCAAGCGUACCGCAGGUAACAAUUGGGUACAUGUCAUCUGCGCCAUAUGGUUUCCCGAAAUCAAAUUCGGCAGUGCCAAAGACCUUGAGCCCGCUGAGGGUAUUGAGUCGAUACCGCAGGAAAGCUUCAAGGACCGAUGCAAGAUAUGCAAAACGGAAAAUGGCGCUUGUGUCUCGUGUCGGGCUUCAACGUGUAAUGCGCGGUUUCAUGUUGGAUGUGCCCAUCAGGCAGGAUAUAACAUGGGAUUCGACAUCACGCCGGUGAAGAGUAGUAGGAAAGACGUUGUUUCAACUGCGACCAUGGGCGAGGAAACGGGUGUUGUUGCACCAGCGAUAUGGUGUCCGCACCAUAAUGUGCAGACCAUAGUCCAUGAGAUGGGUGAAUCGAAGGGUUCGACGGAAGGGAAUGCCCUGCAAAUAUAUGCUAGGACGUUCAAGCAGGCUGAUCUUACGCUUACGGGGACAGCGAGGAAGGCGGCAUAUGUCCAACACUCCUCGCCAUCCGGCGCUGGUAAGCGUGCGACUGCGGCUGCGAUGACGAACGGUGUGGGACCAAGUACAGCGACGACGGCGAGUCCAGGACAGGGGCAACACCAGCAUGAUGAAGUUAAUGGUACAGGGGACGUCGAGCAGGGCAGUACCGGGCAGGGGAAGGACGACAUUCCGAAGAAAUGCUUCAGAUGCCAGUCUGUUGCUAGCCCGAAGUGGUGGCGCCGCGCGCAACCGCAUCAACCACCGCAUCAACAGCAGCCCGUCAACGGUCUAGGACCACUGGAUCUGAUCAGAUGGCCUACCUCGAUGCACCACACCAAUGAUACAAAUGGCGAUAUACCCGAGCGCAACGUGUACGAGUGUCAUAAAUGCCAUCUCAAGAAACACCACACUCCGCCUACCCUCACGCCUGUGCUUGCACCGCUGCCACCAGUCUCUUAUGGCCCGCCUGACCGUGAUCGUGAAAUGGGUCAACCUCGUCUCCCUGAGUUUCAUAGGAAUGGCUAUGCGUCUUCUCCUCACGCUCAGCCUGUUCAAGCGCAUGGCCCUAGCCAUGUCCCCCCUCUUGCGCCCCUGACGCACCCCCAUGGAGCUCCUGAAUGGCGACCUGGACCUGGACCUGCUCCUGCUCCAGGGCCGGAAUAUGAACAGCGACCACCAGCCGAAUAUUUACAUCGUAAAGGAAUAUCUCCUGCUCCUAAUGGUGUGCAGCUUGGUCCUCCUCCACCCCCACCACCUCCAUUCCAUCAGGGCCCUCCUCCCCCGCCACAUGCUCAGGGUAGAAUGAACGGGUAUCCUCCCCCUCCGCCCCCAGCCUUACCACAUCCUCAUCCACAUCACCAACAACAUCCGCAUCCGCACCCGCACCCGCAUCAUCAGCAUCAACACCAUCAGCAUCCGCACCAUCAACACGCACAUCAUCCACCGCCCUUCGCGAAUGGUGGUCCUCCGCCUCCUCCACCAUCCCUUCCACCGCCACACCAAUACCCCUAUGGACCAAUUGCGCCCCACCCAUCCGGCGCAAACACACCAUACCCUGGCCCGGGUCCAGGCCCAUCUACACCUGGCACAGGCCCAGGCCCCGCUCCUGGCCCUGGCCCCAUGCACUUCUCCCCGCCACCACCUCCUUCACGCACACCACUUCCGGGCUCUCAUCCACCCCGAAUGUUCCCCAUCGACAGGCCUGUUCAACCAAAACCAAAUCUCUCUUCUCCCUCGGCCGCACGAAGAAGUUUGGACCCCCACCAGCCGCAACCACCUCAGUCUCAGAGUCAAGCUGACCCCUCGCCCACGGCAGGCCCGGCUGCUACUCCAGCACGACCACGAUCAGAGAGUAUGGGUCGUCAAGGUUCCAUGGGCAGUAUGCAACCGCAAUCAGCGCCGACAUCUGGUUCAGCAGCGAGUGCGAGUCCAUCAUUGAAAAACUUACUUCUUUAA